AUGGCUUUUGGUGGUGGUGGGUUUGCGAUAAGCUAUCCUUUGGCUGUGGCUUUGGAGAAAAUGCAAGAUAGGUGUAUUCAAAGGUAUCCUGGUUUGUAUGGCUCUGAUGAUAGGAUUCAAGCUUGUAUGGCUGAGCUUGGUGUUCCUCUUACUAAGGAAAAAGGCUUUCAUCAGUUUGAUGUAUAUGGGAAUCUCUUUGGGCUUCUUGCAGCCCAUCCCAUUGCGCCAUUGGUAUCUCUCCACCACUUAGACGUAGUCGAGCCCAUCUUUCCGAAUGCUAGCCGGAUCCAAGCCCUAAAGCGUCUUACUGAGCCCAUGAAUUUGGACCCGGCCGGACUCAUCCAACAAUCCAUUUGCUACGACAAGUCACGUAAUUGGACCAUAUCCGUGUCAUGGGGCUACGCGGUUCAAAUUUUCCGUGGCAUUUUCUCGGCUAGAGAGAUGGAGAUGCCAGCAAGGACUUUCCUAAAUUGGUAUAAGCGAGCCGAUUACACUGCCUAUCCGUUUAACACGCGCCCCGUCAUCCGAAAUGUUUGUCAGAAACCGUUUAUCUAUUACUUGUCUAAUGCAAUACAAGACGAGGAUACAAAUGAGACUGCUAGUCGAUAUGUUCGGGUUCAAACGAAUCUGAAUUGCAAGUAG
Molecule: messenger RNA, 642 nt
Organism: Lathyrus sativus (Indian pea)
Lineage: Eukaryota; Viridiplantae; Streptophyta; Magnoliopsida; Fabales; Fabaceae
Source: the annotation of a GenBank genome assembly